Messenger RNA from Mauremys reevesii (Reeves's turtle), 303 nucleotides. Its product is annotated as actin, alpha skeletal muscle-like. Bases 22 to 303 code for a protein of 93 amino acids. The transcript has a single exon. The record is from RefSeq and is a predicted model, not a curated record. NCBI's taxonomy places the organism in Eukaryota, Metazoa, Chordata, Testudines, Geoemydidae.
UGUUUCACUUUCAGUUCCAUUAUGAAGUGUGAUGUGGACCUCCAAAAGGACCUCUAUGCUAACACAGUGCUUUUGGGAGGCACCACCAUGUACCCUGGCAUCGCUGACAGGAUGCAGAAGGAAAUCUCUGCCAUGGUGCCCACCACCAUGAAAUUCAAGAUCAUUGCUCCACCGGAGCAUCAAUGCUCCAUCUGGACUGGAGGAUCCAUCCUGGCUUCCCUGGCCACCUUCCAGCAGAUAUGGAUCAACAAGCUGGAAUAUGACGAGUCUGGCCCAGCCAUCGUCCACCGUAAAUGCUUUUAA